Messenger RNA from Xyrauchen texanus (razorback sucker), 4785 nucleotides. RefSeq names its product paralemmin-1-like. Bases 346 to 1317 code for a protein of 323 amino acids. Gene Ontology annotation, cellular component: membrane. Gene Ontology annotation, biological process: regulation of cell shape. The record is from RefSeq and is a predicted model, not a curated record. Lineage: Eukaryota; Metazoa; Chordata; Actinopteri; Cypriniformes; Catostomidae. The transcript is spliced from 7 exons.
CAAAACUGUGCACUUCGAAAGGCCAGAUUUUGUCAUACGGGGCAUGAAUUGUGAUCUUUCAAUCUUUUUGACGCCGACCUGUCCUGGACUGUUUCUGCCGCUUGAUGUUUGCGGUCGUCUCAUCAAGGCAGAGAGAGAGAGAGAGGCGCUUCCCGCACAGCUAUAUCGGACGCCCGCAUCAGCAGCUCCCGGUCUCACUGCUCACACACACACACAGGGAGAGGACAUUGGACUGAAACUGAUGGUGCUGCACAUUUGAAUAAUAAUAAUAAUAAUAAUAAUACAAAUAAUAAACUCACCAAGGAGAAUACACCCGGAAUUUGAGGGAAACAGUAUUUGGACACUAUGGAGAUGUCAGAAUCAGUCACACAGCAUGAGCGGCUCCAGGCUAUAGCAGAAAAGAGGAAAAGACAGACAGAAAUUGAGAACAAGAAGAGACAACUAGAAGAUGACAAACGACAGCUCCAGCACCUCAAGUCAAAGGCACUGAGAGAAAGAUGGCUGCUGGAUGGUGCGCCCUCUGCAGGCCCUGAAGAAGACGAGACCAAGAAACAGCUGUGUGAGGAUGAAGCCAAGACCAGAGGCCUUGAGGAGACUAUUCUCAGACUGGAAAGAGAGCUAGAAGAACUGGAGACAGGUGUGUCUGCAACAUCCACCAAAGAAAACCUAUCAGACAUGGCACAGGAAAUCAACACCAUCAUAGUAGGAAAGGUUGUGACAGACUCUGUGAAAGUGGUGCAUGAGGUGCGCACUGUGGAUGGGGCAGUAACCAAUGGUGUUCACCAGCUCAACUCUACAGAGGUGGAUGAGCUCCUCCAAAAAGCUGAUGAGGUGACAAUAUGUGAGAGCAGUAAGACCAUAACUCGCCUGGAGAGUAGUAAAGCUGAGGAAACUGAGAUGGUGGAGAAGGUGGAAAAAGAGGUAGUCCCAACUGCAGCUGGCUCCACUUCCAUAAAGGAGAUUACCGGUGUGGAAGCGAAACUUGCAGCCCCUCAGACAGAAAUGGGUGGGGCCAGUGCAGAGAACCCGGAAACGGUGGUUUUCAUGGGCUACCAGAAUGUGGAGGAGGAGGAUGAGGCAAAGAAGGUUUUGGGGCUCGAGAGCGUGACCGUAAAGGCAGAGGUGGUGGUCAUCGAGGAUGGAGAUGCAAAAAACACAGCCACUGACAUCAAGGAGGAGCAGGCGCCACCUAAUGGCAGCCCAGCUGAGCCACCAAAGGCUGAAGAGGUAGCAGGCGAGUCUGGGCAGUCAGAGGGUGGCACUACUGAGGUGAAGAGCAAGGAGAAACAACCCUGGAAAUGCUGCAUUAUUAUGUGAGCCCCACCACACCCUUCCAAACAUGGACUUGACGAUGAAAUGAAACAAACAGAGAGAACAAUAGCAAGGCAGAGAAGAAUAAACUUUCAAUAUCUUUUGAUAGAAAGCUGUUGUUUCCUUAUUGAUUUUUACCCAUUUUAUAUUUACCGUAUUACUUUUAAACCUUUACCCAUGAUCCUCUAUAACCUCAUUUCAGUUUCAUGUAUUUUUUUUUCUGGAUUGGAUCUAUUGUGGCUGAUAUGAAUCAUGUCACAUUAGUGGCACUGUUGCCACAAUCCUCUGAGAAAAGUCUAAAAUUUAAAGACCAUUUUUCUUUACACUUUAAUCGAACUGAAGCAGUCACUGUCUGACAAGCCCCUUUAUUCAGCAUUCACUUUACAUAAAAUUAGUUUUUUUUCUUUUCAUAUGGAGGACUCGAAAUCUCUAUAUAACUAUAUAAUGUAUAUGAACCUUUUAUUUUUGAAAAAAAUAUGUAAUUUAUUUUGAGUUAACUUGUUAAAAACCCAGAAUUUUUGUAAAAGCAUGAUAUGUUGCGUGCUCUACACAAGUAGUGUCACUUUCUCAAGAAAAGAAAAAAUUGAAGAUUAAUCCCAACAUUAUGCAUUGUGCUCUAUUUAUUACUCAUUAAACUAUUUGUUCUGGUUUCCUAAGAUAGGAAUACAAUUUGUGGUAUUUUCAGAGCACAUUUGGCAUUUGCUUAGAAAUGAUAGAAUCGUUUAAACGAGUGCAGUCAUCAUACAGGUGGUUUAAUGUGUAUCCUUAUGAUUGGUGAUAAGGUUGUAUAAGGAAUGUUUGACAAAUUCCUGUUUACUUCUAAUGUGGACAUGAGAAUGGUUCUAUGAGUGCUUUCUUUUACCAAAAUGCCCCCAUUCUUUUUUCGACUAUACAUCACAUCCCUCCCUCCCUCACACACACACACACACACACACACACACAUGUUUGUGUGGCUAUCCGUAUGAGGACUCUCUCCAUAGACAUAAUUAUUUUUAUACUGUAUGAACUAUAGAAUCUAUAUCCUUAAUCCUAACCCUCACAAAAAAACUUUCUGCAAUUUUACAUAUUCAAAAAAACAUAGAUUAAUAUGUUUGUUUUUUUAAGCGAUUUGAAUUAUGGGGAUACUUGAAAUGUCCUCAUAAACCACAUUUAUAGCAUAAUACCUUGUAAUCACCAGUUUGUAACCUAAACAAACGUCCUCGUAGUUUUCUCAUGAUUAUACAAGAAUUUCCAUCUCUAAACUCAUUAUCUCACAAAUAUUUACAGUAUUUAAACAGUUCUGCACAUGAUGAGACAUUUGAGGUGUUUAAGUAUCAAGUUGGCUGUGUCCAGGAUGGGAUUUAGAUCGUAUGCCAGUCCACACUGCCAUCAGCCCUUCUCUUAAACAGGGUGACUGACAGCUCAUUCCUAACAAAUGACAUCAUUGAAUCGCUCCAGCCAUUCCUAUACAGGAUCCUUCAUGCGUGUAAACAAGUUUCAGAAUAAGCAAAGCUCUCUCACUUCCUACACACAAUCAAAACAGGUCCUGAGACAGAAUGGACAGGAAAAACAAUAUCCUUCCUUGGGUUGUUUCAGCAUCAAUUAAAUGGCUGGAAGUGUGGCGGGGUACUGGAAACAUAAAAUUGCUUAUUAGAGUUUCAUUAUCUUUUUCCUUUUCAGAUACCCAUUAUAAAAUAUUAAGAUUUUCUACUGGUGAAAACUGAAAAAUUUGUAAUACAUUUUUAAGUAGCUACGAUGUAAAAUGCUUCAGUAUUAACACAAAACGAAUGCUUGUUUUUGCACAAAAGAUGACUGACUGCAUUUUGGUUUAAUGUGGUGCUAAUUCAUGUUCAUGUUCUAUUUUUAUUUGUUUUCCAUCACAAAUGGAAAUGCAAAUAAUUUUUGUUAUACAUUACGUUGGAGAGUGUUAAUGAAUUUUAUUCCCUUGUAAGUACCUUACUUAUAAAUUACUUACGUAAUGAAUUUUGUUUAGAGAUGACAAAAUGUUGUAGCUAAACAAAAUUUUUGGGGAAUUAAUUUAUGUAGUGCUUAUUUCACUGUUACUACUAGCUGGCCCAAAGGUGUUCUAGAUGGAGUGUGUUUGUGUUCAAGUGUGUCUGCGUGGUUGCAUUCAUGAUCUAUGUCUGUUUUACUGCCCUAAUAAUGAACAUUAGCUAUAUGGAGAUUGGUGUGUGUGUGUGUGUGUGUGUGUGUGUGUGUGUGUGUGUGUGUGUGUGUGUGUGUGUGUGUGUGUGUGUGUGUGUGUGUGUGUGUGUGUGUGUGCGUGUUUUUGUGAUUUACAAGGACAAUUUUGUAAGUUACAAAUGAGUAAUUACAAGGGUAUUAUGCUAUAAAUGUGAUUUAUGAGGACAUUUCUAGUGUCCCCAUAAUUCAAAUCGCUUAAAAAUCAUACUAAACAAUGUUUUAUUGAAAAUGUAAAAAUGCAGAAGGUUUUCUGUGAGGGUUAGGUUUAGGGGUUGUGUUAGGUUUAGAGGAUAGAAUCUAUAGUUUGUACAGUAUAAAAGUCAUUAUGUCUAUGGAAAGUCCUCAUAAUGAUAGGUAGACCAACAUGUGUGUGUGUGUGUGCGCGCGCGCAUGCGCGCACUAUGGCUGUAACCCCUGACUUGAGGAGCCUAAAGAUCCUGCUGUUGGUAAACUCUUUUUUUGUCUUUUCAUGUUCACACACAUGCACACACACACACACAGAGAGAGAGAGAGCAAGAGAGAGAGUGCACAGCAGUUUCUGUGAAGUUGGCUUAUGUAGCUCCACUGGUAGAACAUGGCACUAGCAAUGCCAAGGUAAUUGGUUCAAAUCCGAGGGAACAUACAAACUGAUAAAAUGCACACAAUGAAUACACUCUAUAUUUUUUGAAUUUCCCACAAUGCUCAAUUGUAAGUUUCAUGGUUUCACUUUUUCUGCACACCUUACCAUCAGUACUAUACAUUUCAGAUCUAACGCAUUCUUCAUCUGUGAAUGCCUUGUCAUCCAGCCAUGGGCCUGGCAUAUUUCUUUGUACAGAUGCAUGCUUUUAUAGGUACAUAAAUAACAUAUAUACAUAAACAUUUCCUUGUUAGAUAAUGUAUCUGCUCUUGAACCCCUAACAACUGAUGACAAGCUACUGUAAUGAUAACAUUCAAAGGCAUGAUAGCAGAGUAAAUGUAGGAACAUCUGACCUGGUUCUAAUGAGCAAUGAGCUAUAAUGGGCAGUCCAGACAGGGUCAAUCUCUACCUGUCCUAGCAGCCCUAUAUUAUUGAUUUUCCUUAUGAUGUGUGUGUGCUCUUACUGCCACUGCUGUCUGUAUGUUGUGAAGGUCUGCUUUCUUACCAACCUGACAGAGCUAUAGAACUAGUUGGAACGAGAUAUUAAAAUGUGACGUGCUUCAUGGAAACUAUUGCCUCUGUCUCUUCUUCUUUGUAACAGGAAUGUACCAUGUGCUUGGAUCACAAUUCUGAAAUCUUGACAUGUAAACAUGUACAAUAAAAACUUUAUUUAG